UUACUAAAAACAAAACAAUGUGCGCAGAGAGAGUUAGAAUAAAGCGGUUAUUCCCUUCCUUUCUCAAGUCUUAAUUUGUUUUAUGUUCAUUCUCCAUCUCGGUUAAGCGCUAAUGGAGAAGAAGAAGAAUAAGAACGCUUUGGCUAUUUUUUGCCUCAUAUUUUUGUCUCUUUUGGCUGAUUCAAAUGCCGAUCAAGAAGAUUUUGAUGUUCGCAACUAUCUCUCUACUGUAUCCAGAUAUGGUGUGGUAAGAAAUGUUGCUAAUAGUACAUUUGAACCUUCAGAUGUUCCGAAGGGAUGUACUCCUAUCCACUUAAACCUUGUGGCAAGGCAUGGAACUCGUUCUCCUACGAAAAAAAGAAUGAGGGAUUUAGACAGAUUGGCAGCUCAUCUCAAAGCACUUUUGAGAGAUGCCAAAGAACAAGGUUUGUCUUUAGAGAAAGUUCCUGCUUGGUUGCAGGGUUGGGAGUCUCCUUGGAAAGACAAAGUGAAGGGUGGAGAAUUAAUUAUUAAAGGAGAGGAGGAAUUGUAUGAUCUUGGAGUCAGGACCAGAGAAAAAUUUCCCUCUUUGUUUAAUGAGAGUUACCACCCAGACAUUUAUACGAUAAAGGCUACUCAAAUCCCUCGGGCAUCAGCCAGCGCUGUGGCAUAUGGCAUGGGGUUAUUUAGUGGGACGGGAAGUCUUGGCCCUGGGCGUAAUCGUGCUUUUUCUGUAGUUAGUGAAAGCCGUGCAAGUGAUACAUUGCUGCGUUUUCACGACUGUUGUCAGAACUACAAGGAUUAUAGAAAAAGUCAGGAGCCUUUUGUUGAUAAACUCAAGGAACCUAUUCUUGACGAUAUUACUAAUUCCUUAAUUGGACGCUACAAGUUGAAUUUUACAAGGCACGAUACAUCAUCUCUCUGGUUCCUGUGCAAACAGGAAGCAUCCUUAUUGGACAUAACUGAUCAAGCUUGUGGUCUUUUCAGCCCUUCUGAGGUUGCCAUGCUAGAGUGGACAGAUGACUUGGAGGCAUUUAUAUUGAAAGGUUAUGGUAAAUCAAUAAAUUAUCGAAUGGGAGUGCCGCUACUUAAAGAUAUUUUGCAAUCCAUGGAACAGGCUAUUCGAGCUAAAGAAGAAAACCAUGCUCCUGGAAGUUAUGAAAAGGCAAGACUAAGGUUUGCACAUGCAGAGACUGUAAUUCCAUUUUCAUGUCUUCUUGGACUUUUUCUUGAAGAAUCUGAAUUUCAACAAAUACAGAUGGAACAACCCUUGCAACUCCCUCCAAAGCCACCUCAAAAGAGAAAUUGGAGGGCCAGUGUUGUGGCACCUUUUGGUGGUAAUAAUAUGCUGGUUUUAUACAGCUGUCCAGCUUUCAGCAAUUAUUAUGUGCAAGUUUUACACAAUGAACAUCCCAUUCCAGUGCCGGGUUGUGACGGUUCUGAAUUCUGUUCAUUUGAAACGUUUAAGGAAAGGAUUGCUGCACCUCAUUUGAAGCAUGAUUAUACUGAAGUCUGCACUGUGAAGCUAGAUAAAGAGAAAUCUUAUUCUGAUAUGAGUAAGUUCGCUCGACUAGUACGUUGGUUUUUGUCAUUCUUCUCACUGAAGAGGGACAAACAAAGGGGGUCCCAAAAAGAUGAAUUUUAGUGUGUUUUUCUGGCUAGAUAGAAUUUUCUUUUUGUUUUUUCUUACUAGUCCUGGAUUUCAUGGUUUUCAGCCACGACCAGCUCUUCUAACUAAUGUAGAUUUCAAUCAAUACCACCUGCUACUGCGGAAACCUCUGGCCACUAGAAGUUUUUUGGUAGAACCCUUUUAUCUCAUGCAUUAAUUUUAUAGUAUCUAAAGCAGGGGACGAAGUUGUAAUUCUUUUUUAAAUAACAUAUACGAAGUGUUAAUUUUGCUUUCAA
This is a messenger RNA of Humulus lupulus (European hop), 1884 nucleotides long. RefSeq lists its product as uncharacterized. Gene Ontology annotation, molecular function: inositol phosphate phosphatase activity; acid phosphatase activity. The record is from RefSeq and is a predicted model, not a curated record. The transcript is spliced from 11 exons. The coding region runs from base 113 to 1624 and encodes 503 amino acids. Lineage: Eukaryota; Viridiplantae; Streptophyta; Magnoliopsida; Rosales; Cannabaceae.